Molecule: messenger RNA, 1314 nt
Organism: Laetiporus sulphureus 93-53
Lineage: Eukaryota; Fungi; Basidiomycota; Agaricomycetes; Polyporales; Laetiporaceae
Product: cytochrome P450
Exons: 13
Coding region: 1-1314 (437 amino acids)
Molecular function (GO): oxidoreductase activity, acting on paired donors, with incorporation or reduction of molecular oxygen; iron ion binding; monooxygenase activity
Source: RefSeq, a predicted model, not a curated record
AUGGUGCGCUUCAACUUGUCCAACAUACUCGAAGCAGGCUUGUUAAUUGUUGAAGGGGAACAGCACCGGAUGCAGAGAAGGAUCCUGAACCCUGCAUUUGGCCCUGCUCAAAUCCGAGAUUUGACGGGGAUCUUCGUAGAGAAGUCGAUGCAGCUGUGCGAUAUCUGGAGGGCGGAAAUAUCAAAGUACGGCGAGCCCGCUAGAGUGGACGUACUCAGCGGACUGAGCAAGGCUACGCUCGACGUAAUAGGAUUAGCCGGCUUCAACUAUCAUUUCGACACUCUCAAUCCUGAGGGCAAGGGGACGGAACUCAGCCAAGCGUUCGACGUCAUGUUCGGCUCACUCAGCGACGUCGCCAUUGAUUUCCUCCGCCUUUUCAAGGUGUUUAUCCCGCCGCUUCGUAUCUUCUAUACCGACGAAGAUGGAUGCUGCUCAGGCGGUGAUGAGGCGCAUCGGCAUGCAGCUCAUCGCGGACAAGAAGGCCGCGAUCUGAAAGCUGCUGAGUCUGGAAAGGAUAAAGAGAACGAUGAUGGAAGCAGUAUGCAUGGACGCGACCUGCUCACUCUUCUCAUCAAAGCGAAUAUGAGCACCGAUAUUCAGGAGAGUCAACGGUUGUCGGAUGAGGAUGUCCUUGCACAGGUCCCGACUUUCUUCGUCGCAGGACAUGAAACGACCAGCAACGCAACAACGUGGUGUCUCUUCGCACUGAGCAAGGCUCCCGAGAUCCAGCAAAAGCUGCGCGAGGAGCUCUGGAGCGUGCCCACCGAGAACCCCACUAUGGACGAGCUGAAUGAGCUCCCGUACCUCGAUGCCGUCGUGCGCGAGACGAUGCGUGUUCAUUCGCCUGUCCCCGCGACGAUGCGGAUGGCCGGCAAGGACGACAUUAUCCCGCUGAACACCCCGUACACGGACGUGCAUGAGGUACACGAUAGCAUCAAGAUUGACCAGGGCACACCUAUCGUGAUUCCGAUUCAGGCGAUUAACCGUGAGAAGGACUUGUGGGGCGAAGACGCGUUUGAGCUCAAGCCUGAGCGGUGGGAGUCGCCCCCUGACAUCACUCAGACGAUUCCUGGUGUUUGGGGAAACAUGAUGAGCUUCCUCGGCGGUCCGCGCUCGUGCAUCGGAUGUCGCUUCUCCUUGGUCGAGAUGAAGGCCCUGCUGUCCACUCUGGUUCGCGCGUUCGAGUUCGAACUUGCGGUGCCGGCAAGCGAUAGUACGAAAAAGAUAGGGAUUGUGCAGCGUCCAUUCGUUACGAGCGAGAUGGAGAAGGGCAACCAGCUGCCUUUGCUCAUCAGGUCGUACGUGCGAGGAUAA